Messenger RNA from Bombyx mori (domestic silkworm), 2799 nucleotides. RefSeq names its product plectin (gene Ndc80). Gene Ontology annotation, cellular component: Ndc80 complex. Bases 151 to 2079 code for a protein of 642 amino acids. Gene Ontology annotation, biological process: attachment of mitotic spindle microtubules to kinetochore. The record is from RefSeq and is a predicted model, not a curated record. The transcript is spliced from 14 exons. NCBI's taxonomy places the organism in Eukaryota, Metazoa, Arthropoda, Insecta, Lepidoptera, Bombycidae.
CCACUUUGUUGUUUGACAAUUCGUUUUCAAACUUUUGAAAAUUUGAAUUCUAAUGAAAUCUCCAACGGUGCUUACAUUUGUGAUUUUUCUAAAUUGAAUAUUACUCUUGUUGUCUUCAUUGUAUAAUCUUGUGAAAAGUACCUGACUGACAUGCUUCCUUCGCGCUUCGUUCCUCAACAACAGUCUAACAUGCGGAAAUCCCGAUUGGAAGGUAAGCCUUCACUGCUGCCAAAGCCUCGACGGCCGGGGUCCACAGACCGUUUGUCGACUGAGGCGCGAAGACCUAGUACCGCAGGCCAUCGCUCCAGCAGUGCUGAACCUCCUCGCGCAACCUUCGGAGCUAGGCUCAGUCGUGAAGCGUCCGCUACCAAGAUAGCUAUGAAUGGGAGAUCACGCUCACAACAAAGUGACAGGUUUGGUCAGGCAGCCACCACUCCCCUGAGGUCCAAUCAUCACUCCAGAUCUACUACAACACCAGUUAGAACUCCGUCAGAAGACCGAUCAUCUCGCAACUGGCAAACUUCACUAGAGAGAGCGCUCGCUUUUGUCACUACAAAAGAUCAAAGACCGAUCUCGAACGUGGCGUGGCAGCGCGCGGAGUGCGGGCGCGUGCAGGCGGCGCUGGCGGCGGGCGGCGGCGGCAUGGCGCUCAUCCGCCCGCUCACCAUCGCACGCUUCGUUGACAUCACCGGCGCCCUGCUCGCCUCCGUCAUUGGAGAUGCCAAGUUGAACAAUGACAAUUACAUUACUAAGUUGCCUCAUUUGUCGAAGCGUCUGCUGUACCCGGGCACGGUGUCCAAGUCGUGGCUGCGGACCGUCAACACGCUGCACGCCUUCCCGCACGCGCUGGCCCUCAUCGCCUACCUGCUGGACCUCGUGUCGCACAUAGAAAUGCCUGUAUCAGAUGACUGGUUGUACCUUGGCAAAGAUGAGUUGUCCUGUCUACGAAGGGACUAUCUCUACAAAUGUUGGAUUAGGUUUCAAGAUCCAGGUCAUCAGUUUGAAGAUUUGAACGAGGACUACUUGCAAAACUUGAAGACUCUAUUGGGCAACGAUGAAGAGAAAAUUGUUGAUUUAAAGAGAACCAUACAAAAAUAUGAAGCUUGUCUCGAAGACGAGGUGGAGCUAGCGGCUCGCGCGGACGAGGCGCGCCGCACCGAGCGCAGGGGCGCGCUGGCCGCCGCGCUGCGGACGCUGCGGAGCGCCAGGGCUGCGGCCCGGGGCGAGGCGGACGCUCAGCGGGCGCUGCACCGCCAGGGACUCGACGAGAUCAAGCAUCUGGAGGCCGACACCGAGCGCGCCCAUCUGGAGAACGAAGAGCUAAGUGAAGAGUUGGAGCGGCAGAGUCUGUCGGUGGCGGAGCGGGCCCGCCUGCUGGACGAGGUGGACUACGCGCGCAGGGUGCAGGACUCCAAGCGCGCGCUCGCCGACCAGAUCGCCAAGAUGGUGCUGACGAAAGAGAAUGAGCUGGCCCUUUGGCAGAAGAGAACGUUGGACAGCUGCGUCGAGUACAAGCAGGGACUCAUCCACCUGUCCGCGCAGCACCCCGACGUCGCCGAGCUGGCCAUCGACGAGAACCAGCUGAUGUGUGCCUCCUGCGCCGAGGAGGUGGCCCGCGCCGUGGAGCGCCUGCGCGAGCGCGCCUCCCUGCUGGGGCUCCGCCGCGCGCGCGCACAGCGGGACCGCGCCGCCCUCGCGCGACGCACGCACGCGCUCUCGGAGGAGAUCCGUGCCAAAAUAUCGGAAGCGAAGUGUUCCGCGGAGCGCGAGCAACAGGCGCUGGACGGAGAAACUGCGCGCGAGGCCGCCGAGGCCGCCACCUGGAGCCGCCACCUGCAGGACCUCGCCGACAAGAUGGACGAGCUCAGAGCGCAGCAGGAGCACUACGCGCAGGCAGACCGAGACCUCCAGUUCUGGGAGAAGCAGGAGCUAGCCUGGCGGAGCAAGCUGACGGAGCUCCGCGAGUACACGGGGUCGCGGCGCGGGGAGUGCGCGCGGCUGCUGGCCCGCGCGGGGGGGGAGCGGGCGCGGCGGGUGGCGGGGGCGGUGGGGGGCUGGGCGCGCCUGCUGCAGCACUAGUGCGGUGGACGCGGUGCUCGCGACCCCCUUGCACUCUCUACAGUACAUACACUCCUGAAACCCCUCUCAACCCUAAUUUAUUUUAACACAUCUCUGUUGACAGCAAAAGAAAAAAUUCCCUCAGAUUUUACAAAUAAAUUGGUUACCGUCAUCCAUUGACUUCAGCAAUGCCAAGGGCAGAGCCAGCCGCUGCCUACCGCAAACUUAUUCGUUAGAUAAUACUUUGUAAAUAAGGAUUGUUGAUUAAGAGCCUACUACUACAUUAUGUUACAUUUAACCAAUGAAUAAUUGAGAUAACUGUGCAGAGUUACUGGACUCGUAGGCCGUAAACUGAAGUGUGUUCACGGGUACUCACGGUUGGUGGAAAGCCUAAUAACGAUAUAUUUAACCGUGUCUUUUAACUUUUUAAAUUAAGUUGUUAAGUAUUCGUUAUAUUAGCCAGAAGGCUUAUGUAAGGUUAUAAAUAUAUUCUUGUAUUUUAUUUACUAUUCUUUGCUACCCGCGGCUUCGCCCGCGUGUUCAUGGGACAGUGUCAGUUUCUUCUGGAAAUAAGAUGUUUUUGCUGAAUCAUGUCUAUCUCCUGACCUAAUACUGUCAUUUAAUAAAAACAAGUCAAUGAAUUGUUUAAUUGAAAAAAGAACAAACAAACACACCUUCACAUAUAAAAUUAGUAUGAAUGUCUUGUACAAUUAUGUUAAAAAUAAAGUUUGAAAAAUGAAA